Messenger RNA from Drosophila subpulchrella, 7567 nucleotides. RefSeq names its product gamma-aminobutyric acid type B receptor subunit 2 (gene GABA-B-R3). Gene Ontology annotation, molecular function: G protein-coupled GABA receptor activity. NCBI's taxonomy places the organism in Eukaryota, Metazoa, Arthropoda, Insecta, Diptera, Drosophilidae. The coding region runs from base 2402 to 6346 and encodes 1314 amino acids. The transcript has 11 exons. Gene Ontology annotation, biological process: G protein-coupled receptor signaling pathway; gamma-aminobutyric acid signaling pathway. Gene Ontology annotation, cellular component: membrane; G protein-coupled receptor heterodimeric complex. The record is from RefSeq and is a predicted model, not a curated record.
AUAAAUAAGUGCAGGUUUAAAUACCACGGCAACAAUUGUGAAAUAUGGCAGAAUAAUAGAAAGGACCAAAGCAGAGCAGCAGCUAAAUAUUCAUAUUCUCAAAUGUACACUGCACUGGGAGAAAAUCGGAAAGGAAGGCCUAGACAGUUUUUUUAGAUUUCCAAAAAUAUUUUAAUCAGUGUAAAAUUAUUUUAAUUUUUUAUAUCACUACAUCAUCAUUUCCUACAGGCCUUAUGCCUCUGGCAUGAUUUUUGACCAACUGACUUACCUUAACAAGUCGAUAAAGUUUUUUAAAGUUUUUCACAAUCGUUGUUAAAAAUUGUAUAGUGUUACACCUGGAUGAUGUUUCUGAUUUAACAACACUUUAAUCCUACCUGAGCUACUUAUUCUAUUCCCUCUUACAAUCGAAAAUUAAACCUAUUGAGUAGGUAUCUCCCAUUUUAAAAUAAAAGCCCAUUGACCUAUUAAUUAUUUAGUCCUCUUCAAAAUUCAGUUGGUAAACUGUACACCUUUCAAAUAUAAACUCUCUUUCAUUAAUCAAUCGCAGAUAUUUCAAUUUUGUUCAAGUGUUUUUCCCAUCCGCAUUUUUUCGUAAACAAAGCCAAUGCAACAAAUUAAACUCUGUUUGAAAUACGAACGCAUUAAAUUAAAGUCAUUCUAGCUUAUAUACUUAUGCAUACUUCACUGCGCACUGCUGCACUCCACUUUUGAUAAUUUUAUUUUCAAACUGAGCUGUCAAUAUUGAUAAAAAGAUAAGCUAGCUUAAAUUAAAUAACUAUUCAUGUUGUUCUAGAGAAUAUAAAAUUAAUACUGAAUUGAAUUAAAGCCAAUGCUUUAUUGCCUUUAACACGUUGCAGUUUGUCAAUUUUGGCAAUUACAUUUUCGGGCUGAGCUGCCAAAAUGAAAUCAAAUACGGCAGACAACUAGUUUAAUCGAUAACUUAAUCCAAACAGUUCGUGCAACUUGUUGUGGGGCCUUAAGUUUCAUAACUAGUUGGCAAGUUGGGGAGAGAAUUUCCAUAUUAUUCUUCGAUCUGAGGUAUUGAAGUGAACAAAGUUGUUAGUUUUUCUUUUCGCCAGUGCAUGCACAAAUAUGAGUUGUUAGUUACACGAGUAGCCCAGUUCAAGGGGGUGCAGUACAGAGGGCAAAUGUCAACUGUAGGCGGUGCACCCAGGGGUUAAGGAGUGCCGGCGAGGGGUUAAGUGGGGCUGGAGCCCCCUUCGGGGCACGCCACUGUGCUCUGUGCUGAGGACAAAACAAAGCGGGGGCCUCACAACGAAAUGGGCCAAAAAGUUAUUUUAAGCGAACAGCGAAAAGCGUGCUACGAGCAAAGAAAGAAAGCGCGAAAGAAAGCGUCCAUAAAGUGGGCUUAGUGGGCGGUGGAAAGCGGUUGAGGGGCGGGUAGAAAUGCGGGAAAGCGGCAAAGGGACUGCAAGUUGGUAAUCUCGAAACAAUUAUGCAUACGCGCGCAUACAGAGAGAAACGUUCACCGAAAUCUGUGGCGCGUGAGACUCGACUCGACUCGACAAAAAGUAGCCCAAAAGCCCGCAAUGAAAGCGCAAAAUGUUUGGCCAUUAGCAUAAAAAGUAAUGGCCAAGUGGCAGCCACACAACAACAGACACUGAGGUUCAGCGAAAAGGAAAGUGAGGAGCAGCAGUGUGUCCAUUUCAUCGAAGACUUCGUCUUAAUCCUUUUCAACUGGCAAAUUGGCGUGAAAAUGCCUUUUGGGGCUCCCCAGGCAUUUUGAUUCGGUUUUUCCGUGACCAUUCACUUUCACAUGGAGAAAAAUCAAUGCUUUCACAAAGUCUGAUUUUUCUAUGUUCUCCUUACAUUUCUUGUUCUGAUUGUUCAUUUAAGAAAUCACAGAAUAAUGCAAUUGCUGCUGCUUAAAAUACAAAAUAUAAAGUGCAACAAACUAAAAAUAAAUGACUUAAUUUAAUGUGCUAAAUGUGAUAGUGAUUUAAAAAUAAUAUAUGUAAUUCAAUAGUUGCUAUAUAACUUUAACUUGGAUUUUAGUAAAAGUGUAAUUUCUUCCCGUGUCACCCAAUCCCGUCAAUCGGACCCAUCCAGAAUCUCUCAGCCUUGCAUACUUUUAUGGCCGAAUGCCUGGCAGAGUGAGUGUGUGAAAAGCGGCAGAGCAAAAAGAUACAAAAUGCGAGGAGCAAAAGUGAGGCCAAUAAAAAGGCGAUAAAAUUGACGCCGAUACAGGAGGAGGGAGCAGCCGCAGGAGGAGCAGCAGGAAGAGCCCCUUGUCGGAAGAGAAACGAUAAGCGUAUCCUGUCGGCAGAGUGCAUAAAAAGGCGAUAUAUAUUCCGGUGUCCUGUGUUUGUUGCUGCAGCCUCUGAUAGCCAGCGAUUCAAAUGCCUUGGUGAUUAAUGGGCCAUUGGCCAUUGCCGACGGGAUGCGCAUAAUUCAGCCUGGCCAGAGGACCAGAUACGGCCAAUGGCCGGCCGUGGGACUACGUUUACUCCUAGCCCUCGCCUGGACGACGGCGGCUGCGGCGGCCAUGGAGUCCUCGGCCGAGCUCCAGGCCCUGGGCUACGAGGCAAUUAGGCCAGGUGCUGCUGCCUCAAUUAGCACAUUCACAUCCACAUUCUCGGUCUCAUCCAGUUUGCCACCCGGAGAAUCGACAUCAACAUCGACUGUAACUGCCGGGGGCAUUUCGAUUCCCCCGCGAUCCGACUGGAAGUACAAACGGACGAAAGUCAAACGCCGGCAGCAGCGCCUCAAUUCGCACAGCAAUCUGCCUGGGAGCACCAAUGCCUCCCACUCGCACCACAUCCUCAGCCUGCCGCCCAGGCAGCGCUACCUGAAGGUCAACCAGGUGUUUGAGGACGAGCGCCGCAUGUCGCCGGCCGAAAUGCAGCGCAAUCAUGGCAAAAUCGUGCUGCUCGGACUCUUUGAGCUCUCCACGUCGCGGGGACCACGUCCGGAUGGCCUUAGCGAACUGGGAGCAGCCACCAUGGCCGUGGAGCACAUCAACAGCAAACGCCUGCUGCCCGGUUACACCUUGGAGCUGGUGACCAACGACACUCAGUGUGAUCCUGGAGUGGGCGUGGAUCGCUUCUUCCACGCCAUCUACACACAGCCCUCGACUAGGAUGGUGAUGCUGCUGGGAUCGGCCUGCUCGGAGGUCACCGAGAGCCUGGCGAAGGUGGUGCCCUACUGGAACAUCGUGCAGGUCUCCUUUGGCUCCACAUCGCCGGCGCUGAGCGACAGAAGGGAGUUCCCCUACUUCUACAGGACGGUGGCCCCGGAUUCCUCGCACAAUCCGGCGCGCAUCGCCUUCAUCCGGAAGUUCGGAUGGGGCACGGUGACCACCUUCUCGCAGAACGAGGAGGUCCAUUCGCUGGCGGUGAACAACCUGGUCACCGAGCUGGAGGCGGCCAACAUAUCCUGUGCUGCCACCAUCACCUUUGCGGCUACCGACUUCAAGGAGCAGCUGCUGCUUCUCAGGGAGACAGACACGCGCAUCAUCAUCGGGAGCUUCUCGCAGGAACUGGCCCCCCAGAUCCUGUGCGAGGCCUACAGGCUUCGGAUGUUCGGGGCGGACUACGCCUGGAUCCUCCACGAGAGCAUGGGCGCCCCCUGGUGGCCGGACCAGCAAACCGCCUGCUCCAACCACGAGCUGCAGCUGGCCGUCGAGAACCUCAUCGUGGUGUCAACGCACAACAGCAUCGUAGGAAAUAACGUCAGCUACAGCGGACUGAACAAUCACAUGUUCAACUCGCAGCUGCGCAAGCAGUCCGCCCAGUUCCACGGCCAGGAUGGCUUUGGUUCCGGCUCUGGCUCCAGGAUCAGUAUCACGGCACCGCAAUCGGACUCGCGCCGGCGGAGGCGUAGGGGCGUGGGCGGCACCGGAGGCCACCUCUUCCCGGAGGCCAUAUCGCAGUAUGCACCGCAGACCUAUGACGCCGUGUGGGCCAUCGCUUUGGCUUUAAGGGCCGCCGAGGAGCAUUGGCGGCGCAACGAGGAGCAGUCGAAGCUGGACGGAUUCGAUUACACCCGCAGCGACAUGGCCUGGGAGUUCCUCCAGCAGCUGGGCAAGCUCCACUUCCUGGGAGUAUCGGGUCCCGUUUCCUUCAGCGGUCCGGAUCGCGUUGGCACCACUGCCUUCUACCAAAUCCAGCGCGGUCUGCUGGAGCCGGUGGCCCUCUACUAUCCGGCCACGGAUGCCCUGGACUUCCGGUGUCCCCGCUGCCGGCCGGUGAAGUGGCACAGCGGGCAGGUGCCCAUCGCCAAGCGAGUGUUCAAGCUGCGAGUGGCCACCAUCGCUCCCCUGGCCUUCUACACCAUCGCCACCCUCUCGAGCGUGGGAAUCGCCCUGGCCAUCGCCUUCCUCGCCUUCAAUCUGCACUUUCGCAAGCUCAAGGCAAUUAAACUUUCCAGCCCCAAGCUGAGCAACAUCACCGCAGUGGGCUGCAUCUUUGUGUACGCCACCGUCAUCCUUUUGGGCCUGGACCACUCGACGCUGCCCUCGGCGGAGGACUCCUUCGCCACGGUCUGCACGGCCCGUGUCUAUCUGCUCUCCGCCGGAUUCUCGCUGGCCUUUGGAUCGAUGUUCGCCAAGACUUACAGGGUUCACCGGAUUUUUACGAGAACUGGCAGCGUUUUUAAGGACAAGAUGCUGCAGGACAUCCAGUUGAUCCUGCUCGUCGGAGGAUUGCUCCUGGUGGAUGCCCUGCUCGUAACCCUUUGGGUGGUCACCGAUCCCAUGGAGCGGCACCUUCACAACCUGACACUCGAGAUCAGCGCCAUCGAUAGAAGUGUCGUCUACCAGCCGCAGGUUGAGGUAUGCCGUUCGCAGCACACGCAAACGUGGCUAAGUGUCCUGUACGCCUACAAGGGUCUCCUCCUCGUGGUGGGUGUCUACAUGGCCUGGGAGACGCGCCACGUGAAGAUCCCUGCCCUCAACGACUCCCAGUACAUCGGUGUGUCCGUCUACAGUGUGGUCAUCACCAGCGCCAUUGUCGUGGUGCUGGCCAAUUUGAUUUCGGAGCGAGUCACCCUGGCCUUCAUCACCAUCACAGCUCUGAUUUUAACCAGCACCACAGCCACGCUUUGCCUGCUCUUCAUCCCAAAGCUGCACGACAUCUGGGCGAGAAAUGACAUUAUCGACCCUGUUAUCCACAGCAUGGGUUUGAAGAUGGAGUGCAACACUCGCCGAUUCGUGGUGGAUGAUCGUCGGGAGCUACAGUACCGUGUGGAGGUGCAAAACAGGGUAUACAAAAAGGAGAUCCAGGCUCUGGACGCCGAGAUCCGCAAGCUAGAGAGGCUCCUAGAAUCGGGACUGACCAACACCUCUACAACGACCUCGUCCUCCACAUCGCUACUCACCGGAGGAGGUCACCUGAAGCCGGAACUCACGGUCACCAGUGGAAUUUCGCAGACUCCGGCUGCCAGCAAGACCAGAACACCCAGUAUCUCGGGCAUUCUGCCGAACCUCCUGCUCUCCGUGCUGCCACCGGUGAUACCCCGAGCCAGUUGGCCCUCGGCGGAGUACAUGCAGAUCCCCAUGAGGCGAUCGGUGACCUUUGCCUCCCAGCCGCAACUGGAGGAGGCCUGCCUGCCGGCACAGGAUUUGAUUAACCUUCGACUAGCCCACCAGCAGGCCACGGAGGCUAAGACGGGCCUGAUAAACAGGCUGCGAGGGAUAUUUUCGAGGACCACUUCGAGCAACAAGGGAUCCACGGCCAGUCUGGCUGAUCAAAAGGGUCUGAAGGCGGCCUUUAAAUCGCACAUGGGUCUGUUCACCCGCCUGAUUCCCUCCUCGCAAACGGCCUCCUGCAAUGCCAUCUACAACAGUCCCAAUCUGGACUCCGUCCCCGUGGAGUCGUCCUCCCACCCGAAUGGCAACCACCUGAAGCCCAUCCACCGGGGUUCCCUGACCAAGAGCGGAACCCACCUGGAUCACCUUACCAAGGAUCCGAACUUCCUGCCCAUCCCCACCAUUUCGGGGGGCGAUCAAGUGGUGGACCAGCAGCUGGGUGGCAAAUAUGUGAAGCUGAUGGAGACCAAGGUGAACUUCCAGUUGCCCAGCAACCGGAGACCCUCGGUGGUGCAGGCGCCUCCCAGUUUGCGGGAGAGGGUGAGGGGCUCGCCGCGCUUUCCCCACCGCAUCCUUCCGCCCACCUGUAGCUUGAGUGCCCUGGCCGAAUCCGAGGACCGUCCUGGCGAUAGCAGCUCCAUUUUGGGCAGCUGCAAGUCCAUACCUCGCAUCUCCCUGCAACAUGCCACCAGCGGGGGCACCUGGAAGUCCAUGGAGACGGCGGCCAAGUCGAGGCUUUCCCUCGGCGAUUCCCAGGAGGAGGAGCAGCAGCAGACGCCUUCAAAUGGCCUGGAUUAGAUAAGAUGCCCUGUCCUUGUCCAUCCUCCCAGUCCAAGUCCAAGUUUAAGUCCUCGUCAAUUAGAAGCGAAACACCAAGCAAUUAUUUAACCACACGCCCACGAGUCUGCCCCCAGAAAAGCGCGUGUGCAACUGACCAAUCAUCAGCUUAAAGCAAUCAAACGCAUUAGGGUAAAACGCUAGAUAAGUCACGAUAGGACCCCUCCUUCGUCAUAGCUAGUCAUCUUCCCAAACUUAGCAGAAUCAGAUACACGGAGAAAAAUGAGUCCCUAGAAGUAGAACAAAAAUUUACAAAUUAAAGUAAGAGUUCGUCUAGAUAUUCGUGAUAAGUUUUCCCCUUUAGUGUCAGCAAAGUUUUCUAAAAACUAUCAUGAGUAUUCGCUUGUUGAAUGGAACUUCUAGAACAUUUACUAACUCAAGAUGCCAAAUAUUUAGAUAUUUAAUAUAAAUUUAUUUUGUUUAUGUUAUUUACUUUAAGGUCUUGUUUAUAAUUUGGUGGAGAGAAAUAAUAUUAAUUUAAAAUACUUAAACUUUGUUAUUGCUUUUGUUUAAAAAAUCAUUCCUAAAAAUUGAUAGGAUAUCAUCGAGGUCGUUCGAGCAUAGUUUCAGACCCAAUCUCAACUCUCUGUGUAGAACCUCCUCCGCAAUGUGAUUGACCCUGGGCGGCGCAGAACCCCUCAUCUGGGUUAAGUAGAUGAGCGCGUCGGCCAGUUCCAGUUCUCACCCCUCCAGUUGUGAUUAACCCGCUCCUUAACCUUUGACCCCUUCUCCUUUUAGUCUUAAGUAGCUGCAUUAGUGUUUGUUUUCUUGUUGUUGUGCCGCUGCAGGACGGCUGUAUCUGCGGUGUAUCUACAGUGUAUCCAGUGAGCAAUACUUAGUAUCGUACUUAAAGUUUAGACUUAGCAUCCGCAUCAGCCGAGAACCAGAAUCAGAACGAGAAUCAUAGUAGAGUAGGGGUAGCAGUCAGUCGGGCAGUAUGAUUAAUCAUCGCCGACUAACCAUGAAUCAUGCAGGAGUCCAGAGAUGUUGGGGCGAAAGCCAAAACACUUGAGAACUGCUCAAGACUAAGCCGUAAGUUUUAGCAUUGUAAUCCAAUCCAACUCGAUUCCACUCCGCAGUCCAACAAUCCAAAGUCCAAAGUCCACCUUCCACCCACUCGGAUAACUUGAAUAAACAGAAAAGUCUAAGCAGAAAUGCCAAGCCAGAAUAAUGAUUAAUUAA